Molecule: messenger RNA, 6890 nt
Organism: Microtus oregoni (creeping vole)
Lineage: Eukaryota; Metazoa; Chordata; Mammalia; Rodentia; Cricetidae
Product: protein EFR3 homolog B
Exons: 23
Coding region: 142-2595 (817 amino acids)
Biological process (GO): protein localization to plasma membrane
Cellular component (GO): plasma membrane
Source: RefSeq, a predicted model, not a curated record
CGGCCCCUCGUCAGCUGCUCCCGGCGCGCCCGGGUCGCCGCUUGAGCCCGCCGGGCUGUGAAUGAAAAGCAGGCGCGGCCGUGGACUACCUGCCAGCGACGCGACGACGCCGGCCUCCCGGGAGGCGCGCUCCCCGCGGAGAUGUACGGUGUGUGUGGCUGCUGCGGCGCCCUUCGUCCCAGGUACAAGAGGCUGGUGGACAAUAUCUUCCCGGAAGAUCCUGAGGAUGGUCUGGUGAAAACCAACAUGGAGAAGCUGACCUUCUAUGCCCUCUCAGCUCCAGAGAAGCUGGAUCGCAUCGGUGCCUACCUCUCCGAGAGGCUCAUCCGAGACGUGGGGCGCCAUCGCUAUGGGUACGUGUGUAUCGCCAUGGAGGCGCUGGACCAGCUGCUCAUGGCCUGCCACUGCCAGAGCAUCAAUCUCUUCGUGGAAAGCUUCCUGAAGAUGGUGGCCAAGCUGCUGGAGUCGGAGAAACCCAACCUGCAGAUCCUCGGCACCAACUCGUUUGUGAAGUUCGCCAACAUUGAAGAGGACACCCCAUCUUAUCAUCGGAGCUAUGAUUUCUUUGUGUCCCGAUUUAGUGAAAUGUGCCACUCAAGCCAUGACGACUUGGAAAUCAAGACCAAAAUCCGAAUGUCGGGCAUCAAAGGCCUGCAAGGGGUCGUGAGGAAGACGGUGAAUGAUGAGCUGCAGGCCAACAUCUGGGACCCACAGCACAUGGACAAGAUCGUCCCAUCGCUCCUCUUCAAUCUGCAGCACAUAGAAGAGGCAGAGAGCCGGUCUCCCUCGCCCCUCCAAGCACCGGAGAAGGAAAAGGAGAACCCAGCAGAGCUGGCUGAGAGGUGCCUGCGGGAGCUGCUGGGCCGGGCAGCCUUCGGCAACAUCAAAAACGCCAUUAAGCCUGUUCUUAUCCACCUGGAUAACCAUUCUCUUUGGGAACCCAAGGUGUUCGCCACUCGUUGCUUCAAAAUCAUCAUGUACUCAAUCCAGCCGCAGCACUCCCACCUGGUUAUCCAGCAGCUCCUGAGCCACCUAGACGCCAACAGCCGCAGCGCGGCGACUGUGCGGGCAGGCAUCGUGGAGGUCCUAUCGGAAGCUGCGGUUAUCGCCGCCACCGGCUCUGUCGGGCCCACGGUGCUGGAGAUGUUCAACACCCUGCUGCGGCAGCUGCGGCUCAGCAUCGACUACGCGCUGACCGGGAGCUACGACGGCGCUGUCAGCCUGGGCACCAAGAUCAUCAAGGAGCAUGAGGAGCGCAUGUUUCAGGAGGCGGUCAUCAAGACCAUCGGAUCAUUUGCCAGCACGCUGCCCACCUAUCAGCGCUCGGAGGUGAUCCUCUUCAUCAUGAGCAAAGUCCCCAUACCCUCCCUGCACCACCCAGUGGAGACCGGAAGGACAGGGGAGAAUAGAAACCGGCUGACCCAGAUCAUGCUGCUGAAGUCUCUCCUUCAGGUCUCCACAGGAUUCCCGUGCAGCAACAUGAUGUCAGCUCUGCCUAGCAACUUCCUUGACCGCCUGCUCUCCACCGCCCUCAUGGAGGAUGCCGAAAUCCGCCUCUUCGUUCUGGAGAUUCUCAUCAGUUUCAUUGAUCGCCAUGGCAACCGCCACAAAUUCUCUACCAUCAGCACCCUCAGUGACAUCUCGGUCCUGAAGCUGAAAGUGGACAAGUGCUCCCGGCAGGACACUGUCUUCAUGAAGAAGCACUCCCAGCAGCUAUACAGGCACAUCUACCUAAGCUGUAAGGAGGAGACGAACAUCCAGAAGCACUAUGAGGCACUCUACGGCCUGCUGGCACUCAUCAGCAUUGAGCUGGCCAACGAGGAGGUGAUGGUGGACCUCAUCCGACUGGUACUGGCUGUUCAGGACGUGGCCCAAGUCAAUGAAGAGAAUCUGCCUGCCUAUAACCGCUGUGCGCUCUACGCUCUGGGUGCAGCCUACCUGAACCUCAUCAGUCAGCUCACAACGGUGCCUGCCUUCUGCCAGCACAUCCACGAGGUGAUAGAGACCAGGAAAAAAGAAGCACCAUACAUGCUUCCCGAAGACGUGUUUGUGGAAAGGCCCAGGCUGUCUCAGAAUCUAGAUGGCGUGGUGAUAGAGUUUCUCUUCCGCCAGAGUAAAAUCAGCGAAGUCCUGGGGGGCAGCGGCUACAAUUCGGACAGGCUCUGCCUGCCCUACAUCCCUCAGCUGACAGAUGAAGAUCGUUUAUCCAAGAGGAAGAGCAUUGGAGAGACCAUUUCCCUUCAGGUAGAGGUGGAAUCGAGGAACAGCCCAGAGAAAGAGGAGAGAGUGCCUGCAGAGGAGAUCACCUAUGAGACACUGAAGAAGGCCAUUGUGGACAGCGUGGCAGUUGAGGAACAGGAGCGUGAGCGGCGACGACAGGUGGUAGAGAAAUUCCAGAAGGCGCCCUUCGAGGAGAUUGCAGCUCACUGUGGGGCCCGGGCAUCUCUGCUGCAGAGCAAACUCAACCAGAUCUUUGAAAUCACCAUCCGGCCUCCUCCAAGCCCUUCAGGGACCAUCACUGCAGCAUAUGGCCAGCCACAGAACCAUUCCAUCCCUGUCUAUGAGAUGAAGUUUCCCGACCUGUGCGUGUACUGAAUUCCAAGAGACGGAACUCCUCAGAGGACACCGGGAGGACCGCCCUCCUGCCCACUCUCACCGUGUGGAAACCUAACCUGGAGAGCUGAGAAAGUCACCUUGGACAGUGGCUCUUCCCGAGUUGAGCAAAGAUGGAGCCUCUGGUCCUCCAUGGCCCUCCUGCUCCCUUCUGGUCUUCUGUGAGGAAGAUCCAGUUUCCUGCCCUCUGGGGCUAAGCAUCUCAUCUGUCUUCCCUUUCAUAUCAGCCAGGGACAGAGAAUCAUGAGGGUGUCUCCCUUGAGAAGCAAGAGGGGCCUGGGAAGCUUCCAUUGGAAAUGUGUCCAUGAGGGAGUGUCAGACACCCCCAGGGGAAGGAGCCUGAUGAAGACAUGGAUGGUCUAAGAAAGCCAGAGAUGGUGCUGGGGGAAACUGAGGAAAUCCUCCUCAUCAGGAAGUGACGGUGUGAGAUCUGGACGUGAUGUGCACCCCCACCUCUUAGUCUUGGGUGUCUGGCUGAGCCUCUUCUUUACGUCCAGUUGUCUGUUUCUUUUUCUGCUAUUAAUGGUUGCUGAGCGCCUACAGAAGAAGCUGGGGUAGAGAGGCUGGCGGGAGAACAACAGGCUGGGACAGAGAGGGACAGCUUCUUCCCGGGCUGGGUGGCUGCGUCGGCAAAGCACAAGCGUGGCAAGCUGCACCUUCUCAGCUCCUCUGUCUGGAGGAAGCUGUGACAGAUCUGCCGUUCUUUCUUCCUGCUCUUUCCCAGGUUGUUAAGUGUGUUCCCUGAUACCUUUCUUCCAAAUAUCCCACUGUGUUUCCACAUCCUCCGGGUUGAGAGACAGCUGAGCAGGCUAGCUGGUCCUAGAUGACUGGAAAGUGGGGAGGAAAUGCCGAGGGCCCUGAGACCUGUCCACAUCACUUCCCAUGGAAGAUGCUUGCAGCAAGAAUGUGUGUGUGUGUGUGUGUGUGUGUGUGUGUGUGUGUGUGUGUGUUGGGAUUAAUUGAACAAGUGGCACUUUAGGAUUCAAGGAAAGAGAUUUAACAGCUAGGAUUGAAAUGAUGUUUUCCCUCUCUGGGCCAAGUCUGAGACUUUGAGGAUAAUUGGCCUUGUUUGUGGCCUGGGGAGAGGUGAUAGAAACCCCUUUGCUUCCAUUUUCCCUAUGUAUGUGUCUGUGUGGCUCAUGUGUUCUGGGAGCACUGACCCAGGACCGGGUGGAUGACCCUUUCCUGAUGCCCGUCUCGCUGGGUGUCUUCAUGCCUCCCAGGAUGCUUCUGGCCGCACCCCAGGCCUCUUCCACUGGUAAUACCCCACGGUCCAGGACAGUCCUUUUUUUCCCUUUCAAACUUCCUGUAAGUUUUCUGAGCUGUUUUCCUCUGAGGCCCAAUGCUGCUUCUAGAGAUUUUGCUUUUUAGGAAAAGGGAGUUGAUCUGUUGACUCACAGGAAUCCUUUCUAGGGUAUAAUUUUAGGCAGUGUGACCCAGGACCAUAAAGUAGCCAUUUCUGCUAAGGAGGGUGUGGGCUUCUCAGGACACUCCAGACCACAGCCCUGGAUGUGAUCCUGCAUGGUGAAAGCCUGCUCACCUACUAGGGCAGGUGGGGACAAUUUCACAGACUGGAACUCAUGUGCUUCCCCAUUGCACAUAUGUUAAAUGUCACAAAUGGGACCUAUCUCACCCUGUCCCCAUAGAUUCUUCACUUCUAAUGUAACUCUUUCCCAUGGUCUCUGCACUGAGCUGUGGACUCAUGGCUCUUGUGUGGGCUACGUGAUCUCAUGUCCCUGAGGAUGAGGCUGUCCCUGACUUUGGAGCAAUGUGGUUGUCGCUCAAUCCAACUUUAUAAGCAUGGACUUAGGUUUCUCCUUAAUAUCUCUUUACUAAGAAGCCAAGUUUUUUUUUUUUUUAAAAAAAAAAGCACGAAGGCAAGUAACCCUUUAGAAACUAAGAAAAUCUAAGCCUUGAGCUAAAAAUGUGUCUUUCUUCACCUGCCCGCCACAUUAUUGUUACUAUUAUUAUUAAUAGUAUUAGUAUUAUUUUAGUUUUUCAUAACAGUUUCUCUGUAGCUUUUGAGCCUCUCCUGGAACUAGCUCUUGUAGGCCAGGCUGACCUGGAACUCACAGAGAUCCACCUGCCUCUGCCUCCCGAGUGCUGGGAUUAAAGGCCUGCGCCACCACCGCCCAGCUCCACCACAUCUUUUAUACCAGCCUUGACUUGGAUAAGAGCACAUCAGUUUCUUUCUUGUUCCCAAGUGACAUCAGUGUCCCCCCCUGAGGUAGCUUGACCCUUGUUGUGGAUUGUGAGGGCCUCUUUCUUGGAGUCUCUCUAGAGUCAGGCAUCAGAACCAGAGGCCUACGCAGGCCCCACUCAAUACUCUGUCAGUCAACCCAGCCUCGGAAACAGGAAAAAAGGGAACAGAGUUUCAAUUCUGCAGACCCAGCUGCUCCGAGGUCCUCCCCUGAACUUCCUUUUUCUCCACACCGUGGCUGCUUAGCAGGGACGAGCUGCUUCUAGAGAGCAGGCCACAUCUGUGCCCUCUUCUUAGAUUUAAGUUUAUAUUCAGUAGGGUAUUGGGUUGCCCGUUGACAAGGAAUGGAAUCUGAUCCUGGCCAAGUCAGGAAGUCUAGAUGGUGGUUACAAGAGUCUGUCACUCCAUCACCAGGCAAAGCAGAGUGGGCAUGCGCUGGGGGAGGGACACAGUGUGACUCGUGCCUUUCCAGCCUCUGGUGUCUGAUAGCACUAUCCAUGCCCAGUUCUGUUCACCUUCUCUGUUGUAAACCAGGAGCAGAAGGAGCCAGCAAAGCCAUUAAGGCCAACUGGUCCCCACCCCACCAGAGCACCCAGGGCUCUGGCUUCAUAGGCCAGGGCCGAAGGGUGGCAUCCUGCUGACGUGAGUGUGUUUUGAGGGUCAGAAGUUAAUUUGGUAGAUCAUAAACAAGUGUAAGAAGCUGAUCAAUAGAAAAUGCCUUCGUUCCAGAAACAGCUGCUAUUUCCCCGUGCUGAGCCUGUUUCCUCUUCGAUCACUAGAAAUAAAUGGUUUCAUGACUCCUCAGUAACCUCAUAAGAAAACCUAAAAACGUCCUGUGUUCGGGCCCUGAAUUAGUACACAAAGCGGGGGGGGGGGGUGUCAUGGGCCUGGGACCAAGGACCGUGGUCUGAGCAGCCACAUCCUGUAUACUGCGGGAGUAGAUUCUGGAAAAGCCCUAAGGUUCCUCUGGACUCUUGGGGCAGGGGGCCCAGUGUCCUCCAGCUGCUCUUCUGUUGUCCUGGGCUGCCAGCCUGCUUCGUGGGAUGCUGCUAAGAAGGGGUGCCUGGCUCUGUUUGGGAGUCUGGGGGAAGGAACACCCUAGCUGUGAGUCUGAAGGUUGUGUUUAAAAGCAGACUUGCAGGUGGGGGAGGGUUGUAUCAGGGGGUGUCUGCUCUCCUUGACCUCUGGCAAGUAGAUUGCACAGAAACGGGUCUUGUCCUCUGGAAUCUGCGGGUAAGGUUCAAGGAAAGCUGUUGCCUCUAUCUCUCUAGUGUAAAAGUCUGCUUUCUAUGGCUCUGUAACCCAAGCUAGUCUAGAUCUAGCCACUGCAGAAGAGGAAUCAUGGGAGGUCUUAUUCUUGAUCCUGGCUACCUGGGGGAGUGAUGAGGAGAAACCGUGCGGUAAAGGAGAAAACUUCAUGGUUAUGUUGGCUGCCCUCUGGCACCAGCCUGGCUCCUUCAGGGAGCAUAGUUUCUCCUGAGCCCAGCCCUUGCCUUCUUUUUUGGGGUGGGGUGGUGCUCAAGACAGGGUUUCUCUGUGUGACAGCCCUGGCUGUCCUGGAACUCACUCUGUAGACCAGGCUGUCCUGAGAACUCUGAGAUCUGCCUACCCCUGCCUUCCGGAGUACUAGGAUUGAAGGUGUAGGCUGCCACUACCUGGUUUACUUGUCCUCUGAACACUUCAUGGCUGUGGAUUCUGGUAUAUGGAAUAUAAAAUUGAACACCCAUAGAUGCUCCAGCCCAUCCAUCUCAAUGUGUCUGAGUUCUUUUAGUCCUUCAUGACCUGGCUGAGUGUAUAUGUGCCUAUGUCAAUGCAUGUAUUUAAUGUAGUUUGUAGUUGCCAACGUUGUAUAUAUUAUAGCCGACUUAUUUAUAUGUGAGUACAGAAUUGGCACCUGUGGCAGCUUCCUGUAUUUUAAACUUGUUGAAUCCAAUUAGUUUUCCUUCCAGGGAGGCGGGGGCCAGGGGAGAACUGGUGUUGGAAGAACUAUUCCAAAGUCAUUCUUUAAGACAUUAGCCGUGGUUUCCCAGUGGGCCUGCACAAUGCCCUUUUCAAAUAAAUGUUAAUGUUGUCACCA